UAAAGCACAUUUAGCGGAAGUAACAAAGUAGUAGCAGGUCAACACGCCUAUACUAUACCGACAUGGUUGCGACACAUACACUACGGCAUAGCACUAUUUAAUAACCAACUUCAACUUCAAACUAGAUAGAUAGAUAUCACUCAAAACUCAGAAAUAUUUUUCGAAACAAACAAAAAACAAUGGAUCUUCGUGAAUCAAUAGCCAACCAAACCAACGUAUCACUCAGCGUUGCAAAACAUCUCUUCUCCAAAGAAUCAGACAACAACAUCGUGUUUUCUCCACUUUCACUCCAAGUUGUGCUAAGUAUAAUCGCUUCUGGUUCUGAGGGUCCCACUCAACAACAACUUUUCAACUUCCUUCAAUCCAAAUCCACCGAUCAUCUCAACUACUUCGCUUCACAGCUCGUUUCCGUCAUCCUCUCCGACGCUUCUCCCGCCGGUGGUCCUCUCCUCUCUUUCGUCGACGGUGUUUGGGUUGAUCAAACCCUUUCUCUUCAACCUUCCUUCCAACAAAUCGUGUCCACUCAUUUUAAAGCAGCUUUGUCUUCCGUUGAUUUCCAGAACAAGGCUGUUGAAGUGACCAAUGAAGUGAAUUCAUGGGCUGAAAAAGAGACAAAUGGCCUUAUUAAAGAACUUCUUCCUCUUGGGUCGGUCAACAAUGCAACCCGGCUCAUCUUUGCCAAUGCACUAUACUUCAAAGGAGCGUGGAAUGAUAAGUUUGAUGCUUCAAAAACGGAAGACUACGAGUUUCACCUUUUGAAUGGUAGCCCAGUCAAGGUUCCCUUCAUGACCAGCAAGAAGAAGCAGUUUAUUAGAGCUUUUGAUGGUUUUAAAGUUCUCGGUCUUCCUUAUAAGCAAGGCGAAGAUAAGCGUCAAUUCACCAUGUACUUUUUUCUUCCAAAUGCAAAAGAUGGGUUGGCAGCUUUGGUCGAAAAGGUGGCUUCUGAAUCUGAGCUACUGCAACACAAGCUUCCAUUUGGUAAAGUGGAAGUAGGUGACUUUAGGAUUCCAAAGUUCAAUAUUUCAUUUGGACUUGAAACUUCUGAUAUGCUAAAGGAGCUAGGUGUGGUUUUACCUUUCUCUGGUGGAGGUCUGACAAAGAUGGUGAACUCUUCAGUUAGUCAAAACCUUUGUGUUUCCAAUAUAUUUCACAAGUCUUUCAUUGAAGUAAAUGAAGAAGGCACUGAAGCUGCUGCGGCAACUGCUGCAACUAUAUUGUUAAGGAGCGCCAUGAGUAUUCCACCUCGGCUAGACUUUGUAGCUGACCACCCUUUCUUAUUUAUGAUUAGAGAAGACUUGACCGGAACAAUCAUCUUUGUUGGACAGGUGCUCAAUCCUCUUGCUGGGUGAUUUGAGGGAACUACACUAUAUUGGUUCACCCAUAGAUAAAUAGGGAACUUAUUUUCUAAUAGAUUAAAUGUGUUUAUGAUGAAGAUAGUACUAUAUUUGGACAUGAUCCACGUGUGAGUUACAUUACAUGUAUUAAGGGAAGAGUCUAGAUGAGUUUAUUUGAUAGUAAUUUUGUUUAUGUUUGUAAGACUAUAAGAAUAAGUAUGAUAUUUUAUAACAUAUAAUUACUUCUGUUA
This is a messenger RNA of Medicago truncatula (barrel medic), 1585 nucleotides long. Its product is annotated as serpin-ZX. Bases 180 to 1349 code for a protein of 389 amino acids. Lineage: Eukaryota; Viridiplantae; Streptophyta; Magnoliopsida; Fabales; Fabaceae. The transcript has 2 exons. The record is from RefSeq and is a predicted model, not a curated record. Gene Ontology annotation, molecular function: serine-type endopeptidase inhibitor activity.